AUGCUUGUACUCGCCCUACUCCCCCUCUCCCUCCUCCUCCUCCUCAUCUACACCCUAACCCGCUACAUCCACGACCCCAAAUCCCUCCGCCGCUUCCCCUCCCCCUCUAUCGCAGGCCUCACGCCCCUCUGGUCCAUGUACCACUCCUGGAGCGCCACCCAAACAGCCGCAAUCUACGCCGCCCACAAAUCCCUCGGCCCCAUCGUCCGCAUCGCACCAAACCACAUCUCUUUCACGGAUCCAGCCGCGUACAGGGAUAUCUACGGGCACGGGGCGAGUCUCAGGAAAGAUGACUUCUACAGUCACAUUGCCGACGGGAAUCCAAGUGUCGCGCAGGCGACGGAGAAGAGUGUGCAUGCGGGCAAGAGACGGGCGCUCGCGCAUGUUUUUUCGGCGAGGGAGGUUGUUAGGCUGGAGCCGCGGGUUGUCAAGUGUGUCGAGGGGUUGUGUGCUGUUGUUGAGGGGAAGGCGCGGGGUGUGAAUGUCAGGUCUCGGGAUGGAAAUCCGGGGGAUGAGUAUCCCUUUCGCGUGCAAGACGGCGCAUUCGAUAUCCGGCCGUGGCUGAAUAUGUUCGGGUACGACGCAAUCUCCGCGAUGCUCUUCACCAACGGAUACAACUUCCUCUCGACCGGGAACGACCUCUGCCAGUCCGUCGACGAGCACGGGAAUGUGACGACUGUCCACGCAAUGGAGAGCUUCCACUCCGCAAGCCACUUCAACACUGUCCUCGCGCAACUCCCUUUGCCACUCUACAAAGCCGGACGAAGGGCGCUCUUCUUCAUGCGCGGGAACAAAGCAGGUGCUGAUUUCGCAGGGAUGGCGCGCGCGAUGGUCCAGGCGAGGUUGAAGAAUCGUCCCGCUGAGCCGGAUCUCUUCUCGUUCUUCCCUAUUGAGCCGAGCGAGAAGCGGCCCGAGGGUAUGCCUGUUAAUGAAGUUAUUGCCGAGUGCGCAACGAUGCUGGAUGCGGGCAAUGACACGACGCAGGCGACGCUGACGGGUGCGAUCUAUCACCUUGCAAAGAACCCCGAAAAGCAGGCGAAGCUCUACCAUGCACUUGCUGCUGCGGUGCCGGAGGACUAUAGAGGGAACCCAUUCCUCGUUCUUCCGAGUACCAUCCUCAAGGAGAUUCCUUACCUCCGUGCGGUGCUGGAAGAGAACUGGCGGUGCCGGCCCCCAGUUGCUCGGGGUCUUCCGCGGCGUACAACGGGGGAAGGAGCGAAUAUUGCCGGACACUUUAUCCCCGCGGGAGUGACAGUCUCGGCUCCCAUCCAUGCGAUACAUCGUGACGAGAGCCUGUUCCGAGACCCAGAGGAAUUCAUUCCUGAGAGGUGGCUGGCUACCGAUGGGGACUCGGAUGUGGACCGGAAAGAGGCGCAAAAUCUGAAGAACUUUUGUAUCCCGUUUAGCUUGGGACCGCGAGCCUGUAUUGGGAGGAACCUGGCAUAUAUGGAGGUGUCUAUCGUUGUUGCUGCGCUGGUGUUGAACUUUGAGUGGGAGCUCGCGGAGCCAGGCAGUGUCAUGGAGACGAUUGAGAGAUUCAACCGCGGGCCAAAGGAGCUGUUCGUCAAGGCGAAGCCGAGGAAAGCCCAUGUGUAA
Messenger RNA from Aspergillus calidoustus, 1596 nucleotides. The record is from the annotation of a GenBank genome assembly. Lineage: Eukaryota; Fungi; Ascomycota; Eurotiomycetes; Eurotiales; Aspergillaceae.